GUCUACCUUAAUCGGAGAUGUUAAAAUUCACCUGUGCACGUUUGUUUCAUCAGUUGCUAAACUGUGCGGUAAAUAUGACUGAAAAGGGAGAGGUUAAUCUUGCUGGCGCUAAGCAAAGUAAAGGCGUGUGGCUGGUCAAGGUUCCCAAAUAUUUAGCCCAACAAUGGGACAAAGCAGCAGAGAAGGGAGAAGUGGGAAAGAUUAGCAUUGGAACGAAGCAAGGCAAAACUGAGGUUUGUUUCAGUCUUAAUGAGGAGCUGACCGCGCUGGGUGCAGUUGGGGAGAAGGAUGUGCCUCUGCAGGUCCCCCGGCAUCAUCCCUUCACCAUGAACUCAGUGGGGGGACAAACCAUGGCUGUCUUCAGCCUGGGUGUCAAAGAUGAAAUCAGCCUGGAGGGAAUGGUGGUGCACAAAGCUGAAUGCAGGCCCGUCGUCACUGACAACUACAUGAAGCUAAAGAAAGUGCAGAUGAAAGAGUCCUUGAAGCCUCAGCGUUUGUCCCAGCAGCUGGAGAGAGCCAUCACCACCGCCUUCAAGCCGGUGGCCAACCACGACUUUAACGUGGAAUAUGAGAAGAAGAAGAAGUCGGAGGGGAAGAUGGUGAGGGCUGAGCGACAGGUUGUGUUGGACAUGCUCUUCACUGCCUUUGAGAAGCAUCAGUACUAUAACAUUAAGAACCUGGUGGACAUCACCAAGCAACCUGUGGUGAGCAACACACAAACACAGAAAGAGUGUGGUGCAACAAACAAUACACCUGCCCACUGGCCACCUUGCUUUGUUAAAUUUGAACAGAUCGCCCACGGCAUGACGUUUGUGCUUGUUCACACUUUCAGCUGUGGCCACAAUUUGGGCCAAGUCUCUCUCUCUCUCUCUCUCUCUCCCUCACACACACAUAUGGGUUGCAUCGAUACAGUGGAUUUGUUCCAGCAGUUGAGAACGGCAAUGUGUAGGUGCUGAUGAGACCUUGAGGUCCUCCUCUCUCUGAUUGCAUGUGAUUGCAUAAGCAUCAGCUGAGUGGGAGACAAACGCGGCGAUUCACUCCACGCCGCCGUUUCUCUCUCCGAGCACUUGGCUCGCUCUCAAAUUAA
Molecule: messenger RNA, 1087 nt
Organism: Dunckerocampus dactyliophorus (ringed pipefish)
Lineage: Eukaryota; Metazoa; Chordata; Actinopteri; Syngnathiformes; Syngnathidae
Product: general transcription factor IIF subunit 2-like
Exons: 7
Coding region: 18-956 (312 amino acids)
Biological process (GO): transcription initiation at RNA polymerase II promoter; transcription by RNA polymerase II
Cellular component (GO): transcription factor TFIIF complex
Source: RefSeq, a predicted model, not a curated record